Plutella xylostella (diamondback moth) is the source of this 7669-nucleotide messenger RNA. The record is from RefSeq and is a predicted model, not a curated record. NCBI's taxonomy places the organism in Eukaryota, Metazoa, Arthropoda, Insecta, Lepidoptera, Plutellidae.
GUUUUGACAUUUCCUUUGUUUUCAGAAUACAGCUGAUUUAGCGUGAAAAAAUAUUUUUCUCAAAUUCUUUGCUAUUUUGAUAAGUUUUAUAAUAAUUAGAUUGUGAGAGUGAUCGAGAUCCAGUUCAAAAAAUCAAGAUGGCAACAAUGAUGAGAGAAAAAAAGAAAGAUAAAAGGAAAAAACCUAAACUUAAACCUGAACUUAAUUUAUCAGAAGAACCUUUACCUGUAUCUGUAACGAAUGUUUCUGAAGAAAUUGCCUCUCAUUCUUGUUUGAAUGAAAACAAUGCUACAUUUAUUGAGGAAAGUUCUCAAAAAACACAGAAUACUGACCAUGAAGAUUCGGCUGAAGAUGGUAAACAACACGCAACUGUAGAAGAACAAGUAGCACCACAUGAAAGUACUGAGCACAUUGAAAUUAAGACUGAACUUGUUGAAAAUGAAUCAAGUUUAACAACAAUAAGUAAUCACAAAGAUGACACAAUCAGCUAUGCAUCCUUAAAUGCGCAGCUAGAACAAAUAAACAUAUCAAUGGAAACAGAAUCAUCUUCUAUCACAAAUGUAGAAUGUGAUUCUUGUUCGGAAGCUACAAACCCAGCUAUUGGAGAAGUUUCUCAAGAUUCAAUGGCUACAGACCAAACAGAAACUGUUGAAGAUGCAUGCCCUUCAGCCCCUGUAAUAGAUGAGGCUCCUGUUGUACAGUUGUCUAGUUGUACAGUUCCACAAGUUGAAGAGAGAUCACAUGUGAAAUCAUGGGAAAAUAGACCAAAACUACAAUGCAUGCCCUUGGAGGAAGCUAUAAGAGUGUAUGGAGGAGCUGAGAUUAAUGAAGUGAGAGCCAUGAGCGAGAGAGAGGAGGCUAUUGUGGAAGCAGGACCAUUGAGUGGCCCUGAACACCCAUUGGUGGAUCUUUUGUCUACUUUUAGAUGUUCCUUAAAUGCAGUGGAACGUGAGCGCAUAGAACUAGAAAGAGGUUUUGCAGAAGAAGAGAAAACUAGGACAAGACUGUGGAAAGUGGAGAAACGUGUUGUCACAGUGUCAGAGAAAUGUCCGUGUGGCUCUGACGUAGACCUGCGGGCGACAUAUGAGCAUGCAGAGCUCAUGAAGGGCAUGAUGCCAGUGGCCAAGAUGAAGCUGGAGUCUCUACUGAGGGACGCCCAGCACUCGUACUGUCAUCAUCAGCAUGCAGCCUUGUUGGCUCACUGUCAGAUAGAAGAACUAAUAUCAGAAACAACUCAAUCGAGCAAGAGCUGUAUUCGCGAAGCUUUAGCCCUUAUUCUCAAAGAGCUAAGGGUGUCAGACAGCCAUGCUUCAGCCCUCUGUGGCGCCCUCAGGCGGUGGGCCGAGGCACUAAGUGCGGCGUUGCUGGAUCGACGAGAUUUGAGGCAGCUACUGUUUCUAAUUCAUCAGCUUGCUAGACAGACGCGGUCGGUGCGGUGGGCGGGGCGGCUCAUCGAGCUGUCAGCCGCUGACAGUGUGGAGGUGGCGCGUGUCAUCGCCGUGCUGGACCUCAUCAUGAGCGGCACCUCCUCAGUGGAGGCAGCCGCGGAGUGCACUGAAGAAGCAGAAGAGGCGUGGGAGGAAGUAGACAAGAAGGGCUGCGGCACAGCCGUGUGGGACGGAGCGUUGAGAGAGCGAGACUUGCUGGCGUUACUGAGGGCUAUACCGAGUCGUGACGUCAUCGCUACACUCGCGCUCUUCCGGUGCAGGGACAUAACAAAAGCGGUCGAAUACGAGUGGGGCGACGGCUCUGGCGGGCGAGGCGUGUUGAAAGCCGCGUGUGGAACGCGCGUUCUGACCGCGGCGGUUGAACGCGCGGUGCAGACGCACGCGCACUAUGACCGCCUGACGCGGGAACUGGUGAAACUGCCCGUGGGGGCUGUCAACGGACUGGCUGACUUGCACUUGCAUUGCAGAUCAUCCUACGCGCCAAGCCUCGCGGCACAGAUCACAGCGGAGCUAGAUGAGACAUUCGCCUCUGUGUUCCGCCUGCUGAGCGACUGUGGCGCCGCGCUCGACCAACUGCCGUUUAGGAUGCUCGAGGACCACACCGCCAUGGUCUACUGUAUUGGGUUCAUGGAUAUGCUGCAUGAGUCCUCCCCGCGCCCACUAGAUGGCGUGGCCGUGGUGCUGCCCUCUAGCGUGAGCUGCGCGAACCGCGUGCGCCUCGUGGCCCGCGCGUGCGUGGAGAGAGACACGGAUGUCAAUCUUGCACACGCUGUGUUGGGGUUUUUGAUGCAGGUGGCCGUCGGCCGUAAGUCCGCCCCCUGCAAGCAGCCGUGCGAGGCGGCGGCGCGCGAGUGUGUGGCGACGGUACUGGCGGCACAUCCGUAUCUCUAUACUACGGCGUUUCACUUGCUGGCUGAUGCUUAUCAAACGGGUCACCUAGACCAAUCAUCAAUCGGCGUCCUUGCGCCUGCGCAGUGGCGGCCGCAGUCCAGUGAAGCGCGCGCCGUGCUAGACAAGUUCGAGCGCGCCUGCCCCGCGCUCAUUGCACCGCUGGUUAUGGCCAUUGAUACCACUCCUUACAGUAUCCCCAGCGGCGUAUCCCUCCAAUCCCAACUGGACAUAGGCCUGUGGCUGACGGCGUGGGCGGGCGGGGCGUCCCACGAUCAGCGCUGGCGGGUGCUCCGCAGGCUGAAGCUGCACCGUGUGUGGUGGGGGUACCCGCAUGUGCAUCAUCAUGUUGAUGACCCGCCACCAUUCACGCCUGCAACGGGCAAAGACAACAACACGUUGUUUCUGGAAACUUAUUAUUUGCUGGCGACCGCCUGGGGCCACAGCGUGCCCGUUAUCUGCACUCACGGCGUGGAAGUGCUACACCGGCUGGCGAGCGCGGGGCGCGCGCGUGACGUCACGCACUGUCUGUCCGCCAUCUUGAUCAUCAUGACGCAGUCGCCAGAGUCCAUCUCGCUCACACCCAAGUUCGUCGAGGUAUUCUCACUACUAGCGGGCUCCGCCCCGAGCCUGCUACAACGGGCGCUGGGCCGCGGCGCCGAGCCGGGAGCGAAUAUGCUGCUGAAACUGAUGACCACGCAGUUAGCCCACGCGAGCACUGUUGCCAACGUGUCCGUGAGCAGCGUGCUAUCAGUGUGGCUGCACUCGCUGUGGUUGACUAGCGGCUCGCUGCUGCAGGCCGCCAUGUUGGCGUGCCCACUGACGGCGCAGCUGGACCAACACUGCGCUGCUAUGGAUAUCAGUGAUAAUGUGUCAGUGAGCAGCGUGCUAUCAGUGUGGCUGCACUCGCUGUGGUCGACUAGCGGCCCGCUGCUGCAGGCCGCCAUGUUGGCGUGUCCACUGACGGCGCAGCUGGACCAACACUGCGCGGCUAUGGAAGAAUCAAACCCCGGCAGUGUGACCGCAGCCCUAUCCCCCCACAACCCCUCUCUCUGCGCGUCGGCGCUUCGCACACGGCACGGCAACGAGGCGCGCGCGCUGUGGCCCCGUGUGCUGUCAGCUUUACACGCGCAGAGAGUGAGGGGCGAGAGCGCGCAUGUGGAUAAUGCGCUUAAGUCAAUAGGAGCCCAAAUGACAUCAGAUGAGCUCGUAAUUCACAAGACGGCCGCGGCGGCGCUGGCGGCGCCACCGUCCAGCUCGGCGUACCUGGAGCUGUGGAUGCUGUUCUUCAGCUUAUAUCUGCAGAGGCCACCUGAAGAUCCACGAGACACCACACCACCAAUCGGUCCGCUGUUCUUUAGCGGCUUCAUAAAAUCCCGAGUCUUAGGACAACUGAAGAAAAAACUCCAAGAAGUCAUCACUUACCACUACACUGAAAGCGAGCGUUUGAAAAACGAACAGAAACUCCUAACUGUUCAACCAGAGACAACGCACACAGAGCGAGUAGUCAAAUCGAAUAAGCCAGAUCUCGAUUUACUACCGCCGUUGAAGCUAGUCGAUUUGACGGGAGAAUCCGAUGAAUCGAGUGAGAGUUCUGACAGUGAGCAGGAAAAGAUGGAAGAUAUCGAAGUUAACGUGGGAGAGGGAGACAGGCAAUUGCAGAAUCUCAUCACUUACCAUGUUGCUGCUGAAACGAUAUCAAGAACAUACCUCAGUUGGCUGGAAGAAGGUGACAAGGUUCGCGCGAUGCCCCACAUGCUGCGACACAUUCCUGAUCAGGCGUUAGCAGCAGCACGUAAAGCGGAGCUCUCUAAACUCAUGCCACCGUCCAGUCCUGAUGAUGAAGACAUGGUGCCGAUAGCCGGAGACCCGAGGCCGCUGGUCGUGCCCAAGACGCCCUUUGAAAGAGUGGUGGCCAUGCUGAAGACUUACCCUGUGAGGGGCAUGAGAAGACGCAGAAGAAUGAGUAUAAAGUCGCCUAUAGAAGACGCCAAGGUGGAGAGUCCGCGGCACUCAGUCUCGCUCACCGACAAGCAUCUGAGGGACAUCGAGCGACUGGCGCAAGAGUGGGAGUCGGAACUGUCCCAGGUGUCGAAGCUGGACUCGGCGCUGUGGGAGCUGGUGACGACGCUGCGCGUGCGAAGACCCAUCGCGCCCGUGCCCAAGUCGUGUCCGAACAAGUGCAAACCCGUCACUCUUGUUGUGCCGGCUCAUGAAUGGUGCAUAUCAACAGGCGCGGAAAGAAGUAUCAGAGACAAUAGGACCGGAGCCCGCAACGCAUUGCGCCGCCUCGCCAGGCCACGGCCAAACGCUGCCAAGACUGCCGCCGCCCUGCAAACAAUAACUAGACAAGUGACAAGUGCGGACACGGCCAUGGUUAUAAUGGAGCGCGCGUGGCUGUGCGGGCGCGACGCUCGGGCCGCGGCCUGCGCGCCCGCCCGGCUGGCCCUCACCAGCAUUGUCACCGACUUGGCAGAGAAAUUCAUCAUCCACGAUGCAAACCUGACCGCCACACUCCUUCGCCGGUGGUGGGGCGGGUCAGUGACCUCUGUCGGCAGCCUACAGGAUGCCCUAUCCAGCUCUCUGCUAUGCCCUAGGCGUCUGCCGCUCAGUGCCUGGUCCACGGUGUAUAACACUGUGUUGGCGUUGAACGUUCAUCCGCAUACGGCUUUUAGCUGUCUUUCUAAGUUCGAAGUGGCCCGCUGGUCGGAGGUGAUAUCCGAGGAGCAGCGUCAAUCGGCGCUAGAAGCGUUGGUGGACGCGGCGCAGCGGCACGGGGCGGCGCCGCCAGAUGAAUACAUGAUGCUGUUGGAGCUAAUAGGCGUGCACAUAUCCAACCUCUGCGGCGCGCGCGCUCUCUCCGCUCUGCUGGUACAGUGCGCACGCGCGUGCAGUGCGCGUCGCCUGCCGCCCGCCACCGCUGCGCACGCGCAUAAAGCUGCGGAGAAUUAUGCGCACGAGCUUACGAGUAAUGAGUUAGGGAACACUCUCCGUGAACUGGGUGUUAUCUGGUGGGAGGCGAGGAGCAAAAACCAGGACUACACGGCUUACGUCACGCACGUAGCUAAGCUGUUCCGGACGCUAGUGUUUGCGUUCGUCGAUACGGCCACCAACGAGCAUUAUGCUGCUGAGAAAGUGGCAUGGUACAGUUGGUCAGCCCUACAAGAGUGCUGGGGUGCGUGGAUCCUUCCUCGCGCCGACUUAGCGCCACUGCUGCCGCCCGGCGGGGACGCCGAGAACUACGCUCUGCAAAACUUCACCCGGGACCUGACGCACCUGUGCCAACAGUGUCAAGGCAGUGAACCCUACAUCCUGCAAGAGGUCUUCGAGUGGAUGUGUCAGAUGCUGCCAACCACAGGGCCUCAGUGGACGCAGGAGCAUCGCAUCCGGAUAUCCGCCCUACUGGUGGAGACGGCCAAACUUCCCUGGGAGAAGCACCAGUGGUUCCACUGCCGGUGUAUGGGCAGUGUUUUGAAGCUCUGCGCCACAGACGACACGGAGGGUCUACUCUGGCUGUGCGGCGCGCUGCGUGCCACCGCGGCGGCGACGUGGAUGCGGGGGGUGUCCGACGAGCAUGUCGCGCCGCAUCUCGCCGCGCUGUUCUAUGUGCUAACUAGUGGGCCUUUUCUUACUGAGACAAUAGAAGCGGCCACCGAGCUGCCGUGGUGGCGCCUGCCCACAGUGGCUCUGGAGUCGGCACUGGAACGAUUCUUCACCGACAAGUAUAGUGUCACUGUGCCGUACCACACGCUGCCUUGCUUCAAACUAGUCCUCUACGCGAGCGAGCUAUCCACGCACCCCGCUAACAGUACAGUCGGCCGCCGGAGCGCGAGUGAGAAGCGUCACUCGGCGGUGUCGCUGUGGGUGCGAGCCGCCUCCGCGCCGACGCUACCUACUCAUGUGGCCGACGCUACCAGGCAGCUGCUGAAUGUACUUACUGCACUAGCUCCAACGAUACAAAGUAUUGAAGGUGAACUAGAAGGGUUGUUAGAGAGAGCCGUCACUAUACUGUGCACGGAACCGGCCGGGACGAAUGCAUUACCAGUAUGGGUGACGUGGGUGUCGUCGGCGCCCCCCGCUAUGGCGCUGGCCGACGCGGCCGUGCGUCAUGCAGACCCCACUAGCUGGUCAGCCAUCAGGCCGCGGCUCGCCCGCAGCCCGUGGGACUCGGCCCCGCGGCUGCUGCUGCAGGGAGCCCUACACGCGGGCUACGCCGCCCUCGACGAGGUCACUGAGCAAGAGAUGAGGGAGGUUGUGGGCGCGCUCACACAGCUGAGCCUUAACUUCGAGGAAAACGAAGCGAUCCUGGCUGUAUGGGUGUGUGCGGUGUGCCGCGGGGGCGCGGGGGCGGGGGCAGGGGCGCUGCUGGCGGCGUGGGGGGGCGCGCCGCGGCUGUCGCUGCUGCGAGCCAUGGCGCGAGCCAGCAGGGCCGGCCAGCCCACCGCUAGAUUGCGCCUUCUCUGCCUGCUGGGGCAAUGCAUUAUCACCCCGAACACCGACUCAUUAAUUAAAGACUACGAAGCUCUCUGCGCCCAGGUCCUGGGUCCCAAUCCCGGUGACGUCCAGACGUGGGGCCGCUCGCCUCACCCCGCGAAACUACCGCUACUAGCCAUGAGAAUACUCCCCAAGCAUACCAAGUACUUUGAACUGGAGUAUGAAUUGACGCCCAAGGAGAGUUAGUUAGGUGAGUGUGAUCUCUGAUUAUUAUAUGGGUUAUUGUAGUUGUUAGGUAAUUCUCGCCUCUUGUAAUGUGGCGUUGUACUGUGAUUGCUCAGUUUUUGUAGUUUAAGAUCAAGAAAUAUACUUAUAGCUUGUUAGGUUUUUACGUUUUAUAUCUGAUUCAAUUGUUUUAAUAUCUAAUCAUAAUCAAGAAACUAUAGACAUGUUUCUGCUUAUAUUUUUUGUUAUCUACUAGUUAGUUAGGUACAACAUUUUCAUUAAUUGCUAUAGGUAUGAAAAUUAUUAUAGGAAAUAAUAUAAUUCUUGACAUCACGAUUCUCAUGUUUAUAUCGAUUACGAAAAGCUUUCUGCAACGUAACUGCGGGUUAGUACAACCCUUAAACCAACCGUUAGAAAAUCAACUACAUGCCUGUGAUUUUUACCGAAAUACCUAUAAACUUUAGGUAGCUACGUAAAAGUUUUUAGUAGUAUCUUAGCCAAAGAUAAUUUGCCAUAAAUGUAAGUUUCCUUUAGACUGACUUAUAAGAGUUAUGGGUAUAAGGCAGCGGCAAGCGGUGCUUCUAGUUUUAUUUCUUGUUAACCUUUGACUAUAUUUUUAUACGAAUUCCAAAAUGUGAUUUUAGAAAUAAAGUUAUAAACCAAAUUAUAGAUAA